GAUGACAUGAUUAAUCCAGUAAUGUGAACAACUGAUGUCAGUUAAAAUACGGGGACGGGCGUGUCAGCUCUCAAACUUCUUUCUGACAACAUAAACUGGCAUUUGGCUGUUGAUGGGCUGAUAUUGGCUAAACUUCGUAAAGCAUAUAAUUCUAGAAAAAUGGAACGUUUUCCAUUGCAUGAAGCACUAGAACAAUUGGCUUGGCUAGAGGGAACGUGGAGAACAGAGGACCAAGGCUGCGGCAAGUAUCCCACGAUAAAAGAUUUUAGCUAUUACGAAGAAAUAAGUUUCACAUCCUUGGGACAGCCUAUGUUCAAUUAUACUGGACGAAGCUUCUCCAGAUCAGAUUUAAAAAAACCAAUGCAUCAGGAAACUGGCUUUUUGAAAGUAAAUCCAGGAACUAAUCAAGUGUCUCUUAUCUUAGCACACAAUUUUGGUUUAACAACUAUUGAAUGUGGUGAAGUAAUUGAUAAAACUAUCAACUUAAACAGUACAGAUAUAGUAAGAUUAAAGGGAACAAAGAUGCCUCAUGUAACACAGAUACGCAGGGAAUAUAAACUCUGUGAUAAUUGUUUAGAAUAUGUAUUUUAUAUGGCAACAUCAAAUACUCCAGUGCUGACUGAACACCUGCGAGCAAAAUAUGUGAAAGUAAAGGAAGAAACGUAAAAGGAUGGGAAGAGCAAAUAGAGUUUUUAUUUUACUAUUUGUUUUAGAUGAUUUAUUAUUGUAAUUUACAAAAUUUAAAUAUCUAUGAAGUAUGUGAAACUGAGUGAGGAAUCAUAAAAGGAUAUGAAACACAAAAGAAGUUUUUAUCUUGCUGUUGCUUUUUGACUACUGUAAUUUACUGUAAUCGUCAUACGCAAAUAAAACGUUAGAGUAAAAA
Pogonomyrmex barbatus (red harvester ant) is the source of this 883-nucleotide messenger RNA. RefSeq names its product peroxynitrite isomerase THAP4-like. The record is from RefSeq and is a predicted model, not a curated record. NCBI's taxonomy places the organism in Eukaryota, Metazoa, Arthropoda, Insecta, Hymenoptera, Formicidae.